Molecule: messenger RNA, 1374 nt
Organism: Rotaria sordida
Lineage: Eukaryota; Metazoa; Rotifera; Eurotatoria; Philodinida; Philodinidae
Source: the annotation of a GenBank genome assembly
AUGUCUUAUGAUGAUUCUCAAAGUAUUAAUUCCGGUCUCCUUUGUGAUGUUUCUCAUAUUCCACAGCAUGAUGGAAUGAAUGAAUCUGUACCUUCAUCAUUAAAUAUGCCACCACGAAAUAGUGUAAAAUGGACAGUACGAAAUAGUAUAUCAAAUUCUAGUCUUCACCGAUAUCGAUCAAAUUUUCGUCGUAAUGGAAUGAAUAAUUCAUCGAUUAAUUCUGAAUAUUCAUCAACAUCAUCAUUUCCAUUAUUUCGUCAAUUUUAUCUGAUGCGUAGUUCAUUUAAACAAAAACGACAACGAUCAUCACUUAAAAAAGCCAAUGGUAAAUCUACUUUACUAUCUGAAAAAUUUCAUAAAGCACCUCGUAUUGAAACGAAACAUGUUAUUAUAGCAAUUUUUAUUACAAUUACAAGUGCUUUUCUUUUAAUAUUUAUGAUUUUUCUUGAUUUCGUUCACUUAAAUGAGAAUAUGUCAAAUAAAACUAAUUAUAAAUUGAUAACUAUUUAUAAUAAUUUAUGUUAUCAUUAUCCCAAAAUAUGUAUUAUGAAAGGAUUAGUUAUAAUUGUAUUUAUUUUUAUAACAAUAACAUUAUGUUAUAGUAUUUUAAUAUUAUAUAUUCGUGCAAAACGUCAUUCACGUUUACUUGAACAUAAAACAAAUGAAUUAGAAAAAGAAAAAUGUUUAACACAAAAAUUACUUCAUCAAAUUUUACCACCAUGUGUAGCAAAAGAUUUAAUUAAUGGACGAAAAGCACCAGCUGAAUAUUUUGAUUCAGUUACAGUAUAUUUUUCAGAUAUUGUUGGAUUUACUAGUAUAGCAAGUAUGUGUUCACCAAAGGAAACAUGUAAUAUGUUGAAUCAACUUUAUUCUUUAUUUGAUUCACUUUUGGAAAAUUUUGAUGUGUAUAAAGUUGAAACAAUUGGAGAUGCUUAUAUGGUUGUUUCUGGAGCGCCUGUAAGAAAUGGUGACAAACAUCCUAAUGAGGUUGUCAAAAUGUCAUUAAGUUUACUUCGAGGUAAACAACAAGUUCGUGUGCCGCGUACAUCCGCUGAACUUAGGCUACGCAUUGGAAUUCAUACAGGACCUGUAUGUGCUGCUGUAAUUGGAUCGAAAAUGCCUCGUUAUUGUAUGUUUGGUGAUACAGUAAAUGUUGCUAAUCGAAUGGAAUCGACUGGUUUACCUGAACGAAUUCAUUUAAGUGAUGAUACAUAUAAACGACUGAAAAAUCGAGAACAAUAUGUAUUUGAAGAACGAGGUGAAAUCGAAAUUAAAGGCAAAGGUUUAAUGCGUACAUAUUUUUUAUUGAAUCAAAAAACAAAUCAAAAUGAAACAAAAUCACAUUCAACUAACGUGGCUAAUCAAGAUGUAUGA